Molecule: messenger RNA, 569 nt
Organism: Prorocentrum cordatum
Lineage: Eukaryota; Dinophyceae; Prorocentrales; Prorocentraceae
Source: the annotation of a GenBank genome assembly
AUGCUCCACGUUGCACUCGGGGCGGCGGAGCAUGCGUCGGUCAGGGCCGCGCUGGACGCUACCCGCCCGCAGCCGGCAGCGCUCGAGCCGCCGCGGGCCAGGGUCAGGCCGUCAGGGAGGCCCUCUCCGCGGCCCUCGACGGCGCCCGAACAGCAGCUGGCGCUGCAAGACCUCGAGAGGCCUCCCAGCCUCGCGCCGCCACCUGGCGUGUGGGAGCUGCCUGCGAGGCUGACGGCGAGGAGGGCCCGCAGCCAUCCUCCUGGCGCAGCAGCUGCGUCCGGCGAUGGGCAGGAGAUGCAGAGCAGCUGCGCCAAGAAGGACAAGAAGGUCAGGAAAGACAAGACAGACAAUCACUACAAGGAGCACAACAGGAAGGACAAGAAGGAGAAGAAGCAGCAUCGCCACCCGAGGUCGAGUGGCUUGGCGGAGGAGACGGAGAAGGUAGACACGCACUUCUUCUACAUCGGCGACGACAAAGAUGCGGCGCAGAUGAAGGACGACACCGACGUGGAGGAGGAGAUGACCCUGAGUGCGAGAUCCGAGGUGCUGGAAUCGGGAUCCGCAUUGCA